This is a messenger RNA of Tetrapisispora phaffii CBS 4417, 702 nucleotides long. RefSeq lists its product as uncharacterized. The transcript has a single exon. Lineage: Eukaryota; Fungi; Ascomycota; Saccharomycetes; Saccharomycetales; Saccharomycetaceae. The record is from RefSeq and is a predicted model, not a curated record. The coding region runs from base 1 to 702 and encodes 233 amino acids.
AUGAACUCAAAUUCAUCUGUUUCCAUUCGUGAGAUUAAUGAUGGUAUGUCCAACAUGAUUAUUCAUGAUGCUAACAACAAUGACAGCAUCAUUAAGGGUAUUAGAAGAAGGUUAGUCGUAUUAAGAAAGGCUCGUAAAGAACUAUUCUCGAAUAGCGAUGCCAAUCCAGAUAUUACGAAUGACAAUGAUUUAAAAGAAAUCCUAGAGUUCGAAGAAAAUGAAGGCAUUAUCCGAAGAGCAAUUGAAAGGUACACCAAGGAACUAGCAGAUUUAGAAGGUCAAACGACAAGCAAAAUCAAUGCUAAGGAUGCUAGGAAUGGCAAUCAUUUUACUAAAUAUCAAUUGUCAGAUGCUGAGUUGCAUGACUCUAAAUCAUAUAUAUCAAGUCCAGCGGAAAAUGCAGCACAAAUUGUGAUUAAACAUACAGAUCCGAAUAUUAUUAAAUUCAAAACGCUUAGAGGUACUGAGAUCUGGAUGAACACAGUACAACUAAAUUAUAAGUUCAAUGAUACGCUAGAUAUGUUAGAGCCAUUCCCAGAUUGGUUUGAGAAAUUAGAACAAUUUCUUAACUUUUACAGCCUGGAUGAGGUUACAAAAUUAUGCGCAGGAACAACAAUUUCUGAGGUAGAACAUCAAUUCCUAACAGGAUUGAUUAAAGAAAAAUUAACUGUGAGGAAGUUAUUGGAUAUAUUAUUGAUAUGA